AUGGCCCUCUCAUCGAAUGGACGAGGAAACGGACCAAACGCCACUGUUGCUCAACGCCUCCAAAAGGAGCUCAUGGACAUCAUGACCAAGCCCACACCCGGCAUCACAGCCUUCCCCGACGACGAAAACAUGACAAAGUGGACCGCCACCAUCGACGGCCCCGCAGACACACCCUACGCCAACCUCGUCUUCAAACUGUCAAUGGAAUUCGCAAACAACUAUCCCUACAGCCCACCAACCGUGCUCUACAAAACCCCCAUCUACCACCCCAACGUCGACUUCUCAGGCCGCAUCUGCCUCGACAUCCUCAAGGACAAAUGGAGCGCAAUCUACAACAUCACAACCGUGCUAUUGAGUCUGCAGAGUUUGCUGGGCGAACCGAACAACUCAAGCCCUUUAAACGGCCAGGCCGCUGAACUCUGGGACAAGGACCCUGCAGAGUACAAGCGUCUUGUAUUGGCUCGCCACAAAGCACCCGAGGAACUAGACGCGUGA
This is a messenger RNA of Bipolaris zeicola 26-R-13, 495 nucleotides long. RefSeq lists its product as uncharacterized. Lineage: Eukaryota; Fungi; Ascomycota; Dothideomycetes; Pleosporales; Pleosporaceae. The transcript has 3 exons. The record is from RefSeq and is a predicted model, not a curated record. The coding region runs from base 1 to 495 and encodes 164 amino acids.